Messenger RNA from Diutina rugosa, 999 nucleotides. RefSeq lists its product as uncharacterized. The record is from RefSeq and is a predicted model, not a curated record. The coding region runs from base 1 to 999 and encodes 332 amino acids. Gene Ontology annotation, cellular component: nucleolus. NCBI's taxonomy places the organism in Eukaryota, Fungi, Ascomycota, Pichiomycetes, Serinales, Debaryomycetaceae. The transcript has a single exon. Gene Ontology annotation, biological process: maturation of SSU-rRNA from tricistronic rRNA transcript (SSU-rRNA, 5.8S rRNA, LSU-rRNA).
AUGAGCGACGAUGACGAAGCGUGGUCGCUAGAUGCUCAACGGCGAGCUUUUGAGGCCCAGUUUGGCUCGUUAGAGAGCAUGGGUUUCCAAGAUAACUCCAAGGCAGACGCCGAGUCGCUGGAGCUGACUGGAGACGACUCCGAUGGCAGCGACUUCGGCGGCUUUUCCGAUGACGAUACCGAAGAUAAGGCGACAACAACCAAGAAUCGUGUCCAAUAUGACUCUGACCUGUCUGAUGAGAUGACGCUGGAGUCAGACGAGCUGAUGCUGGAGUCGGAAGACGAGGCUCCGCGGGUGGUCCGCUUAGGGGAGACCACAUCGCAACCGAUCACAGUACUGAAGAAAGAGCGGCGCCUUCUCAAGCUGGGACGGGCGCCCACUCUUGCUGAACUCGACGCCCAGCAAAAGUUGGCACAAAAGCAGCAAGAGAAAGAACUACGCCGCAAGGCUGGCUCCGAUGAUGCCGAGAACCUUAAGAAUGACUUGGAGCUUCAGCGGUUGCUCUCAGAAUCACACAUUUUGGCCCACAACCUCGAGUACUCGGGGGCCGACCUUACCUUACGCACCAUCGACAACGAGGAACCUACGGGGAAAGCACGCAAGCGUAUCUUGGACCACCGUAUCCGUGAGAUCAGUGCUACCAACUCGCUGACGGGCGGGUUGCCGAAGCGGCUCGAGAAAAUGCCCAUGCUGAUGCGUAAGGGGAUGAUUGAUGCCCAGGCUCGACGCGUGGCUAAGUACGAGCAGGAGGCUCGUGAAGCGGGCAUUGUUUUGGCCAAGGUGCGUAAGGGCCACACCCGUCAAUUGAAUAUGGGUAAGGGUGUUACGGCCCGCCUGGACCGGUUGGGCACGGGGGUGAAGAAGGCGAAGGCGAAGAAGGAUAAGGGAUUAAAGAUCCAAGCGGUGGGUCGGUCUACCGCCAACGGGUUAGUGAUUUCAGAGAGAGAGAUCGCCCGCGUUGCCAACCGGGGCAAAGGAGGCAAAUCGCGCCGCCGGUGA